GUUAGUAUGUAUUACAUUCAAGUAUAAGUAGAUUUAAAUAUAUUGUUUGUAUAUUUGUACAUGAUAGGAUAAAAUUUGAUAGGAUAAAAUUUAUCUCUAAAUGUUUGAUUUAUGAACACAUCCUAUUUUAUGUAUUAUUGAAAUAAUGAAUAGUUAUAAUGAUCCCUUUGGUUUUACCAAACAAACGAUGUCUUUAUUGCGUGGUUUGGGUGCACCUGAAUUAAUACCAGAAUGCAAGAAAAGAAAUAUAUCAACAGAUGUAUUACACGAGCUCACUGUGCAAGAACUAAUAAUGUUAGGGUUGAACAUUUUCUUGAAAUAAUCAAACAUGGAGAGCAACAAUUUUGCUUAAUACAAGCACUUAUAGCAUAUUGUCGAUUAAGACUUGUUAAAGAAAAAAUUAAUAUUUUUGUUGAUCCUAAUCAUUGUUUGACCGCUUCUAAAAUAUUACCUAUUGCUGUUGAAGCAACGUUAACAGAGUUAAAAGAUGCAAAAAAAAAUCUUUCUGAAAUUGAGGAAUUGAUUUUAAAGCUCAGUCGCAAUAAGAUGGACGGUGGAGCGUACGGUGGAGGAAAGGCAGGAGCCCCUUUCGACCCUCUUGCCUUCAUCCAAAGGCCUCAAGUCAUUCUAAGAGCUGUAUGUUUGCUCUUUGCGAUAAUCGUGUUCGGAUGCAUAAGCAACAAAGGGUACAUAAAAAAAGAAAACGGAGGAGAGGUGUGUCUUUAUAACGAAGACCACAAUGCAUGCAAUUACGGGAUAGGAAUUGGAGUCCUUGCCUUCCUUGCCAGCAUUGGAUUCCUUGCUGGCGAAUAUCUUUUCGAGCAGAUGUCUUCUGUUAAGACCAGGAAGCACUUUGUCCUCCUCGAUUUAGGGUUUUCCGGUUUUUGGGCAUUUCUCUACUUUGUCGGAUUCUGUUACUUAACCAAUGCUUGGAACAAGUCGCAAACGCCAAAAGAUAAUUACGGAGUGAACAACGUUCAAAGCGCUAUUGCUUUCUCCUUCUUCUCCAUAUUUACCUGGGCUGGAUGUGCCUGGUUCGCCUUCCAAAGAUUCAAGCAAGGUACCGACGCUGCAUUCGCACCGAGUUACGAAGCAGAUCCUGUUGGUGGAACAGGAUAUACAAGUUAUCCUGAUGCGACUGAUACUGGUUAUCAAGAACCACCGUUUGACACAACGCAAGAAAAUAAUAGAUAAAAGAAGACAAAAAGCUCUGCAAGGAAAUUUCCAAUGAUUGAGCAAUGUCGAUAGAGUAAGUUUUCAUAGUAACAUAACUAGUGGAUGCAAGAGUAAAUGAAGGGAAAUAAGGAAACGGGAAAAUAUAUAAAGAGAAAAUAAUGAGAAUAAGAAAGAGAAUGUGCGCGUAUGCGAAUACGUAUGUGUGUAUAUGUGUGUGACUGAAAAAGAAGUAGAAAGAAUGCGUGAUUAUGUACGUGCAAGACAACAAAACGUUACUUGUUAAAACUGUGCUUCUUAUUGUUGACCACUUAUAAGUCUUACACCUAAAAAUCAGUGGCGUAAGCGAUAAAGAAAAAAAAUAUAAAAAAAAAUGACACAUUUAAGAAAUAACACAUUGAAAUCGAAAAAGGAAGUGUGCAAAGAAAC
Heterotrigona itama is the source of this 1602-nucleotide messenger RNA. NCBI's taxonomy places the organism in Eukaryota, Metazoa, Arthropoda, Insecta, Hymenoptera, Apidae. The record is from the annotation of a GenBank genome assembly.